AUGUUUCUAUCGCAUCGUCUUCCUAUUAUAUUCCUACUCUUGAUCAUAUCCAGCACAGCUUACGUAAACUAUAACGAGGAAGAAGCUAAGUUGUUCCUCAACUUGGCUGCAGCAGCUUAUCCAGCCAACAAUGCUUCUGAUAUGAGAGAAGAAUGUGUCAAAAAAACUUUUCCCGACGACACCUUUGCCGUAUUUGCUGCUAUAACAACACCGUGUGAUAAGAGAAAUAAUAGUUGCCAAGCAUUCAGUUCCGUUUCCAACAAGACUCGUCGGAUUAUAUUAUCAUUCCGAGGUACAGAUGGUACAAGUCAGUUAUAUCAAGAGAUGACUCAUAGUUUACGGGAUUAUCCUUAUUAUAAUGAAACCGAUGACAAAGGCAAUGUCGGUCAGAUAGGCAGAGUUAAUAAGUAUUUUUUGACAGCCAUGAAUGUAAUGUGGGAUGUGAUGGUUGAACCACUUCUUCCACUAUAUCCAAAUUACACUUUUAUCGUCACAGGUCAUUCAUUAGGAGGAGCGAUGGCAGCUUUAGCCGCUUUUCGUCUGUCAUAUCGCAAAGUGGUUGAAAAUCCAUAUGACAUUCGUUUGAUUACCUUCGGUGAACCUCGUGAAGGAGAUUAUGAAUAUGCCCAGAUCUUUCAACAAUACGUGCCGUAUUCAUUCCGGAUAGUUCAUUACACCGAUCCAGUUCCUCACUUGCCACCGCUUGAUGAGCUUAACAUUACCUUAACAGGUUAUCCAUUUCAUCAUACACGUGAAAUAUGGUAUGACAACAAAUUCACUUCAUAUACUAUCUGUAAUACAACUUGGGGCGAAGAUGAAAACUGCAGUGACCGCAAGAAAUUCUGGUCGUAUGGUGCUAAGGCGAUGAAAGAGCAUUUAUGGUACUUCAAUCACUACAUAUCAGUUUAUGGCUGGAAUGGAUGUAAUUCCUCGAACAUUAUCUCAAAUUCAACUGCAUUUUUCUUAUUUUUAUAUUUUUUAUUUUGA
Molecule: messenger RNA, 987 nt
Organism: Auanema sp. JU1783
Lineage: Eukaryota; Metazoa; Nematoda; Chromadorea; Rhabditida; Rhabditidae
Source: the annotation of a GenBank genome assembly